Messenger RNA from Alosa alosa (allis shad), 3221 nucleotides. RefSeq names its product somatostatin receptor type 5 (gene sst3b). The record is from RefSeq and is a predicted model, not a curated record. The transcript is spliced from 4 exons. Lineage: Eukaryota; Metazoa; Chordata; Actinopteri; Clupeiformes; Clupeidae. Gene Ontology annotation, cellular component: membrane; neuron projection. Gene Ontology annotation, molecular function: neuropeptide binding; somatostatin receptor activity. The coding region runs from base 286 to 1746 and encodes 486 amino acids. Gene Ontology annotation, biological process: neuropeptide signaling pathway.
AAGAAGCUCCGGAGUGCUCUUCCCCUUGCCACUUCUUGUGUGGGAUGCUGUUGCGCCAGCCGAAUGGCGACAGCGACGUAAUUUUAGCCGUGGAUUUGAACGCCUCGAGCACCGUACGUGUUAGACAGUUAGAGAAACUCUCGAGCUGAGUAGGGAAACAGAAACAUAACGCAACGUAAGGCAAGCGCGGCGCGCGUCAUGAGGCAAUGCCUAACCGAAAAGAGUUGCUUAUGAUGUGCUGAUGCCCUGCCAGUGUCUAAGGCCACCACUUCCUCCACCUCCGCAAUGCACCCAGACAUGGCCACUGGUCUCUCCAUGAUGCCCCCCUCCACCCUGUGGGAGAACAGCUCCUCCCUCCCGGGGGACGACUCCUACCUGCUCCUGAACGACUCCUCUGGGAACUGGACGCUAGUGGCAGGGGACAGCGGCGGUGGCGGGUUCAUGCCAAGCGUGGCGGGCAUGCUCAUCUCGCUGAUCUACGUGACUGUGUGCGUGGUGGGCCUGGGCGGCAACACCCUGGUGAUUCACAUCGUGCUGCACUACUCGCGUCCCGAGUCCAUCACCAACAUCUACAUCCUGAACCUGGCCAUCGCCGACGAGCUCUUCAUGCUGGGUCUGCCCUUCCUGGCCGUCCAGAACGCUCUGCUCUCCUGGCCGUUCGGCUCGCUCAUGUGCCGCCUGGUCAUGACGGUGGACGCCAUCAACCAGUUCACCAGCAUCUUCUGCCUGACGGUGAUGAGCAUCGACCGCUACCUGGCCGUGGUCCACCCCAUUCGCUCGGCCAAGUGGCGGCAGCCGCGCGUCGCCAAGGCCGUCAACGCCACCGUCUGGGCCGUCUCCAUGGUGACGGUGCUGCCGGUGGUGGUGUACGCCGACGUCCUGCGCGACGGCAACUGCAGCAUUGUGUGGCCCGAGCCCGCCGAGGUCUGGAAGGCCUCGUUCAUCGUCUACACGUCGGUCGUGGGCUUCUUCGCACCCCUGCUGGUCAUCUGCCUGUGCUAUCUGCUCAUCGUGGUCAAGGUGCGGAGCGCGGGGCGCAAGGCCCGAGCGGCCUCGGUGCGCCGGCGCAAGUCGGAGCGCAAGAUCACGCGCAUGGUGGUGGUGGUGGUGGCCGUGUUCGUGCUGUGCUGGCUGCCCUUCUACGUGCUCAACAUCGUCAACCUGCUGGUGCUGCUGCCGCCCGAGCUGCGCGGCCUCUACUACUUCGUGGUGGUGCUCUCGUACGCCAACAGCUGCGCUAACCCUAUCCUCUACGGUUUCCUGUCCGACAACUUCAAGCGCGGCUUCCGCAAGGCCCUGUGCCGCUCCUCCCGGAGGGUGGAGAGCCAGAGGGCAGGCGGAGGCGGGGGAGCGGCCGGUCAGAUGACCGGCGAGCAGCAGAGGCGCCCAGGGAGGGCAGCCACCGUGGGCGAAAGGCACCUGCCCGCCGAGGAGAUGCCCAAGUGGGAGCUGAACACCCAGAACAGCUUGAUAGCCACCAUGGUGGAGAUCUGCAAGAUCGCGCAGAAUGGUAACGGGUCAGUGGAGGGACCCAGGGGACGCUUCACACAGACAAGGAAGCUGGAGGCAGGCGCUGCCCCAGGGCACGAGACUAAUAACGGGGAUCUGACGCCAAGGGAAGGCCUCGGCUCGGGGCCCACAGUGGUCAUUCCCCUGGUGGUCAACGGAGCCCGGAGCGGCAACGUCAGAUCUCUCCCCGACGUCCCUGUGGAAAACAGCUCCGUGCUCGAAAUCAGCUACCUAUAACACGUUACCUGACUACGAGCUCUGAAUAAACCUGACUAUAAGUCCUGGUGUUCAUUAGCCAGGUAAUCAGGCUGUGAAUAGCAGCUGAAACCCUCAGGUCCAUGAAGGAAAAUAAUUUGAAGGAAAAAAAAACAAAAAAAACACACUAAGGAUAGGCCUAUGUAGAUUUAGAAAUGACUUCAAAUCCUUUGACUUAAUAACAUGACUUUCUCUCACGACUGAACAAAAGCAUGACUGUAGACAGACGUUGGCUCAGUUCCAGCAGAGUUUACAGUAGGUUCGCACUGGAGUAGAGGGGGAUACGUGUUGUUUGUGUACUGGUAUUCUGUAACCAUCACACGCUGCUGUACAAGCUGCCUCAUUCACGCAGCCAUCACGGUCCGCUUAGUUGUUUAACAUGUAAAACAAAGUGUCCUUGUCAUCACUGUUGGUUUUCCGCUAAUCAGUUUGUUUUUCUCCCCGGAUGUUCCUGGUGGAAAGUGCCUCACGCAUCAAAAAAAGAAAAACCUUGCAGCGAUCAUACAUUAGGCGAUCCACGUCCUAGGAAAUAAACAUGGAAAAUAAUCAUGCCAGCUUUAUCUCUGGAGAGAAAAUGAAGCUCAUUUUGCUGAAGGACAACAGGGUGUACAAUUAAAGCCAAUUUCAGUCUUCAUUAAAGCCAAUUUGCCGUCGGCUCCUCACGCUAUUAGGACCCGUGUGCUGGCUUCUCAGAAAUCCCCUAAUUGAUCCCAGCGGCUGCGCCUAAUCUCCGAUCGGCAACGCCGCUGAAUGGCGUGGACCUGAGCUGCCCUCCAGGGCUGCACGCCGAUCGGUUGAAAACCGAACAAUCACAUCAACCAUUGCUGACUGAAGGCUCUGUGGAAAAAACGGGACAGUUUGGCGAAGGCGGGAAAAAGAGCGUGCGUGGCCAACCGCCAUUUUCACGUUGCCUAUUUUAUGCGCUUGUGGAGCUCACAAUAGGUGCACCUGAGAGAAAAGAAUGCCAUUACAGCUUAGGUACGGCUAUUAGACACUGCGCAUUUGGGGAGAGAGUUGCGUGCCACGUGGACAUAAUCUGCCGAAUAAUUACACUUGUCAGAGAUGACUGCCAAAACAUAAUUUCACCAGUCACCCUCUUGCAGAAGCUUGACGUGCAUUUCAUGCACACUCAAUAUAGAGUACAUGCCCAUUAAAUCCCCAAUAAAGAAAAACCAAAUAUGUACAACCUUAACACAACAGCAAAGAUGGGAUAGCAUGCAGAUACACACACGUCCAAAUUUUUGAAGUUGUAAGAAGAACUGUCUUCUCUUUCCCCUUCUUAAUCUGUGGCAUGGUUGCUUUAGAGAGAAAAAACUAUGACAACGUGUUUAUUUGAAGGUUAAGUGGGAGUCCUGUAUUUAAAUUUGUGUUUGUGACUUUCCAGUUGAGUGGGCAUUGUGCUGCUAGCAGCUAUCAUGAGUUGUGUGAAGUGGCAGAUUAAAACAUGCUGUGUUGAA